Messenger RNA from Plasmodium berghei ANKA, 1434 nucleotides. Its product is annotated as conserved protein, unknown function. Bases 1 to 1434 code for a protein of 477 amino acids. The record is from RefSeq and is a predicted model, not a curated record. Lineage: Eukaryota; Apicomplexa; Aconoidasida; Haemosporida; Plasmodiidae. The transcript has a single exon.
AUGAUAUGGUGUGAAAUCAAUAAUGUACGAACGUUAAAUUUUUGUUUUUUUUUUAAAAGAUAUUAUUUGGCUAGUCGCAGAAAAAUUGGGCUAAGAUAUGGGGGAAAUAAUAAACUUCAAAACAAGGUGGGAAAUAAGAAACAACGACGAAAUGAAAUAAUAAAUAUGGGAACUAGUACUUACAAAAAGUCUAUAUUUUAUGAAGAAAUUAUCGAGAAAAAAAAUGCCGAAAAUAAUAUUAACAUUUUGAAAAUGAUUAAAGAUAGUACAAUAAAAAAAUUGAGUGUCUAUGAUUGCACACUUUUUUUAAAUUUUCUUAUAAAAAAUAAAAAAAAUAAAGAACUUAAACCUGAAAUAAAAAAUGUAAAUAAAAUAAAAUUAACAUCAGCUUUGUAUAAAGAAUCUAUUGCAAAAAUUUUGAAAAAUAUAAUAUUUAUGGAAACAAAGUAUAUAUUAUAUUUUUUUAAUAAGUUUUCAGAUUUAAGAGAUAUAAAUAGUUUAGAAUAUUUAUUUGUUAAUAUAUAUAAUUUCCAUUUACACAAACUAUCCUUAUAUCAUUUUGUCGAAAUUUUUUACAACAUAGUUAUACUUAAUUGCACAUUUCAAAAAAAUAAAGAAAAACUAAAUAAAUUUAUGGAAUAUAUUAUUAUAAAUACAAUUAACGAAAAUAAAAAUAUAAAAAAUUAUGAAAAAAAAAUUAAAAACAAAAUAAAUGUACAAAUACAAUGGGAUAUCAAAAAACCAAUUCAUAUCAAAUCUUUUAAUAAAAAGACUAAAGAGGGAAUUUCUACCCAAAUCCUUAAAACUAAAUGUAUAUCUAUUAAUGGAUAUAGUCAUAUAAUAGAUGGGAAUACAAAGGGAAGAUAUAAAAGGGAUAAAGGAGAGCAGUCUAUUGUUAUUCCAAAAUAUAACAAGAUUAAUAAUAUUAACGAUCUUAUACAACCUCAAUUUAACAUAAGUUCACUCUCAAAUGUUAUGAUAUAUAAAUUAAUAUAUAGUUUAGCAAAAAUAAACAUGAACAAUAAUUUAGUAAAAGAAUUAUUCAUUUUGUUAAUUCCAUAUUUAAGAUAUAGAAUUCAAAAUAAAAAUUAUAUUUAUUCAAGAAAUCACAAUGAUAUAUUAAUCAAAAUUAUAUGGUCUUAUGCUUUUUUACAUAUUAGAGAUAUUAACCUAUUUGUUGAUUUUUCUAUUUGCAUUCAACGAAUUAUUUUUGAUAUAAAAUUAGAAUAUUUAAAAAUCGUUAAAAGUAUUUAUGAGAAUUUGUUAAUAUUUGACGAAUUAUUACUAGACAUGUUAGAUGAUAGAAUUAAUGAAAUUGAAAAAAACACCCCUGAACAAUUUUCACAUCCACGAAAAAAACAAUUUAAAAAAAAAAAAAAAAAAAUUGAAAUUACCGAUGAUAUUAAAUUUAAGCCCCAAAAGAGAAGAAAUUAG